Messenger RNA from Fonsecaea erecta, 1074 nucleotides. RefSeq lists its product as hypothetical. Bases 1 to 1074 code for a protein of 357 amino acids. The transcript has a single exon. Gene Ontology annotation, molecular function: cyclin-dependent protein serine/threonine kinase regulator activity. Gene Ontology annotation, biological process: positive regulation of transcription by RNA polymerase II. The record is from RefSeq and is a predicted model, not a curated record. NCBI's taxonomy places the organism in Eukaryota, Fungi, Ascomycota, Eurotiomycetes, Chaetothyriales, Herpotrichiellaceae. Gene Ontology annotation, cellular component: mediator complex; nucleus.
AUGGCGGCCAACUACUGGGUCUCGACCCAACGCAAAUUCUGGACAUUUACACCGGAGAAGCUGCUCGAGAUCCGUGAUGAUCUGGAGAAGGAGAACUCCAAAAUCCUGGAACAGUGGCCCUACCCCGACAGAAGGCUGAUGUUCAUCUUCCUGAGAGACAGGAUCUUACAGCUGGGCAAGAGGCUGCAGUUCCGCCAGCAGUGUGUUGCCACUGCCAUGGUCUACAUGCAGCGCUAUUUCCUCUCAACCCCGAUGCAAAACGUCAACCUCUACCUUCUUGUCGCGACAGCUUUCUAUCUCGCCUCUAAAACCGAGGAGUCACCCCACCACAUCCGCCUGGUUGCAGCCGAAGCACGCCAGGCAUGGCCCGAAUUUGUGCCGGGGGAUGUCUCGAGGCUCGGGGAGAUGGAGUUCUGCCUCAUCUCGGAGAUGCGCUCACAAUUAAUUGUCUGGCACCCCUACCGCUCCUUGAUUGCGCUGAAGGAGAAUCAAGACCUCAAGUUGACCAAUGACGAACUGGGCCUUGCUUGGUCCAUCAUCAAUGACAGCUACAUGACCGAUCUGCCGCUGACAUGUCCUCCACACCUUAUUGCCAUCAUUGCAAUGUUCCUUGCGGUGGUAUUCUUGCCGUCUGCCAAGGCGGCCGGCACACUGCGUCCCUUGCCCCAUGAGACCCUCUCAAACCCGGACCCCGGCCACUUUGCAUCUCUUGGAGUCGCCGGCCGCCAGAGCCUGUCCGCCCCCUUCAGUAGCGUCCUGGGUAAUCUGCAGAUGUCCAACCAAUUAGCCGCUCAAGGCGCGGCCAAUCUCAAUGGCAAAGCACCGUCUCUUGGUCAAAAUGACCCAGCUUCGCAGCAGCCUUCAGACAAAGGAAAGGCGACAAUCUUGACCAAAGAGAAUGAGAAGUUACAGAAUACCAUGAAAUUCUUGGUCGAGUCCGGCAUCAAUAUUGAACAAAUGAUCGAGGGCACCCAGGAAUUGAUCAGUCUGUACGAUAUUUGGGAGCAGUACAACGAAAAGUCAGUCAAAAAAGCCGUUGCUCGAUGUAUGAAGACGCGUAAAUUGGAUAGCUAG